Nilaparvata lugens (brown planthopper) is the source of this 1074-nucleotide messenger RNA. RefSeq lists its product as uncharacterized. The transcript is spliced from 3 exons. The record is from RefSeq and is a predicted model, not a curated record. Lineage: Eukaryota; Metazoa; Arthropoda; Insecta; Hemiptera; Delphacidae. The coding region runs from base 79 to 1074 and encodes 331 amino acids.
GUAUAUAAGCGGCGGUUAUUGGAAUUGCCAGCUUCAUUCGAGCACUAGUCACGUUUCGCACAUAUCCUCACUAUCAUCAUGGAGUCGUCAUCCACACGUGAGCAGUACAUCCUUCCGGAUACACCUCCUCAACAAGAGCCAUCAUUCCCAUCUUACUGGGCAGCGCAAGCUGCGCGGAAGAAGAAGAUUCCUUCUACCAGUGCUGCUCCCCCUGCUGCUGUCGCUGCUGCAUCCGACUCCAAGGAGUCGCCGCUGAAGAGACGUGGAGUCUUUGUGGAGAGAGGGAUGAGCAGCGAUGAGUUCAUUAUACCAGACACACCACCAUCUCAUCUGGGAUGGGCACCGAAGCGUGUACCACUAACAACGAUUACCACCAACAGGCAGCAGGGGAAGAGAAAGCUGCAAUUUCUGGAGGAGGAAGAGGAGGAAACCAACUUCGUACCCUCAAAGAAACGUAUGUCUGAGAACACCUCCAUGGCUCCGUUACUAGAGGAGGCAGCCGCGCGGGAUGAUGAUGAUGAUGAUGAGGACUUCAUCGCACUCAUCAAUAAGCCAUCACCAAAACCGUGGAUGCCUCUCCGCGAGCUGGCGGAGGAUGUUCCACAUACUAUCAUCUCCGUGCGGGAGGAAACGAACCAUCAUGGCAGACGAAUUAUUUUGAAAAUUAAUAUCGCUUCUAUGAAGAAAAUCUCUGAGGUAUACCUGCCUCAGAGAUUUUCUUCAAUAAUUUCACCUUUUAAACUCAUCCAUGAGGCAAAGAAGGUGGAGAGUCAUAACCGUGAACUACAAGCUGAGCUUCACAGCGAAUCAGCAUCAGCAGAGUCCAGUUCCGUUGCCAAGUUGGUGGCCGUAGCCUUUGCAGUGACGGCACCCUUCAUCAUACUAUUUUGCAUAGUGACUGGUGUCACUCGACGCUCCUUCUGCAACUACCUGCUGGCGAGACGACGUUGUGCCGAUUCCCAAGACGAUGGCCUGCCUCUGAGCGAGGUGACGCUCACUACACCGACAACAACCGAGGCGCCAGUACCGGAGGUGGCGAUCCGCUUUGCCAAGCCUGGCAAGGUUGCCGGCUAG